AUGACUCUUCUGGUUUUUCCAAUUGCAAGAUCUCUUUUCUUCUCGGUUUUGGUCAAACGAAACGGUGAUACAAAACAAACCAAUGCUUUAGCUGGUUAUGGCUCCUCUAUUGGUUUGGAACUGGAUGGAAUGACAAGAAUGGAGACCCUGGACGGAGCACCAAAUGCAAGCCAACCUGUGUUACAAGUACUUUUAAAGAUCUUUUUUUUUCUUUCUACUUGGUUGGUUAUUCUCUCCUAUGAUGUUGGUCUCUUCAAGAUCAUUUCUCUACUGCUUCGGUUUCGCCUAUACUAUUUGAAAAGUGUCCUUGGUUCUUCAUUUAGUUUGAAUUUUAUGAUUGAUACAUCAACACUGGUGAAUCAUGUAAUUAAGGCAUUGGACUUGGUCGAGGAUGACUGGUGUCUAGGAUCAUUUAUGAAUCUAGAGGCUGGAUCUAGUGCUCAAGCCGUGUUGUUUCAUGCUGGAGUCCUUGGAAGUCCUGCCAUUUGCGGUAUGGUUUGGAAAGAGUUAGGGGAUAAUAUCAUAACUGGUAUCAUGAUUGUCGUCUAUACAAUCAAAUCAAUCCUUCCUUCUAUUGUAUGGGGAUUGAUACGGUAUCGCUGUCAGAUGAUAUACGCGAGAUACAAUGAUUGUUGUUUAUCUUUAGCUGGUUAUGGCUCUUCUAAUGAUUUGGAACUGGAUGGAAUGACAAGUAUAGAGAUGAUGAUGAUGAUGGCUGGUAAUAAGAGAAUAUCUAUUCUUAAAAAUGAUAGACGUAAUGUAUGA
Molecule: messenger RNA, 765 nt
Organism: Halteromyces radiatus
Lineage: Eukaryota; Fungi; Mucoromycota; Mucoromycetes; Mucorales; Cunninghamellaceae
Exons: 11
Coding region: 1-765 (254 amino acids)
Source: RefSeq, a predicted model, not a curated record